This is a messenger RNA of Dentiscutata heterogama, 211 nucleotides long. Lineage: Eukaryota; Fungi; Glomeromycota; Glomeromycetes; Diversisporales; Gigasporaceae. The record is from the annotation of a GenBank genome assembly.
AUGACCAAGACCAAAAGAAGUAAAGAAAUUUGCGGAACUGUACCGUCUCAAAAAGGAAAUGAUAAGUUAAAUUUGCAUGGUUAUUUAAUGGUGAAAGAGCGGAACAGAGGGAGCAGAUAUUACUGGUGUUGUGAGAAGAGGAAAUCAAAAGGUUGUGGUGGCCGUGCAGUAACAGUUUUAAAGAAUGGCGUACAUUAUCUAAUAAGUGGAG